Messenger RNA from Chlamydomonas reinhardtii, 2675 nucleotides. RefSeq lists its product as uncharacterized. Gene Ontology annotation, molecular function: chromate transmembrane transporter activity. The transcript is spliced from 9 exons. The record is from RefSeq and is a predicted model, not a curated record. Lineage: Eukaryota; Viridiplantae; Chlorophyta; Chlorophyceae; Chlamydomonadales; Chlamydomonadaceae. Gene Ontology annotation, biological process: chromate transport. The coding region runs from base 48 to 1193 and encodes 381 amino acids.
CCCCUACAGGUCUGUUCCAGCGCUAUUUCGUGGAGCGCUACAAGUGGAUGUCCGAGCAGGUGUUCGCGGAGUUGUUCUCUCUUGGGCAGUGCCUGCCCGGCCCCACCUCCACUCAGGUGUCAUUCGCCAUCGGCACAGUCAAGAAGGGAGUCCUGGGCGGCCUGCUGUCGGGUGCGCUGUUCCAGUACCCGGGUGCCGUCGUCAUGACGGUGGUGGGCGCGGGCGCAGCCAAGUGGCUCACCAACCCGCCCGGCUGGCUGGCGGGCAUCGUGAUGGGGCUGUCGGCGGUGGGUGUGGCCAUGGUGGCGUCCGCGACCAAGGGCAUGCUCAUGAAGCUGUGCAACACCAACGUGACGGCCAUUAUCGGCACACUAGCCGCCGCGGCUGCCAUUUACUGGUCGGAGCCGUGGCUUUUCCCGCUGUGCAUUGUUAUCGGCUUCAUCGUCACCAACAUCACUGACCGCAAGAUGGACAAGACGCUCAAGGGCUCUGACGGAGGUGUGGAGUCUCUGGGCUUCGGCAUGCUGGGCGGCGGCGUGCUGGUUGGGCUGUGGAUGGCGGUGCUGAUCGCGGUGCUUGUGCUGGCACGCACCUUGUACAAGGACGGCGACGGGCCGCUCAACUGGUUCGAGGUGUUCUACCGCAUCGGCUCCAUCAUCUACGGAGGUGGCCAGGUGGUCCUUCCCAUGCUUCUGUCGGACGUGGUGAAGAAGGACAACGACGGCAACGAGCUGCCCAACACCUGGGUCACGGAGCAGCAGUUCUACGCCGGACUGGGCGCGGUGCAGGCCAUGCCCGGGCCGCUGUUCAACUUCAGCGCCUACCUGGGCUGCAUCAUGGCCAUCAAGUUCAAGUACCCGUUCAUCCUGGGCGCAGUGCUGGCCUGGUUCGGCCUGUUCGCGCCCGGCGUGAUGCUCAUGUUCGGCGUGCUGCCGUACUGGAAGCGCUUCCGCACGUGGCAGAUCUACCGCCGUGGCCUGACGGGCAUGAACGCGGUGGGUGUGGGCCUCAUUCUGGCCUCCGUGUUCAAGAUGACGGUGGACGUGUACAACCUGGCGCCGCACAAGUACGCGGCGCUGUGCAUCGGCCUCUUCGCGUUCACGGCUGUGGAUGAGCUAAAGAUCUUUGAGCCCAUCGUGGUCAUUGGCGGUGCGCUGCUGGGCCUGCUCUCUUGGGGCGCCAAGAUGCACUGAGCACCCAGUGCUGCGGAGCGGCAGCGUGGGUGGAGAAGCCAUCGUCACAGCUGGAUGAGGAUGGCGGGAGGAGGCAGACGUAAGGGCAGGCCACGGGGCCCGAAGCUGCAUCCAACACACGGGGCGGCAGCUUCCAAACUCAUGCGGCCGGCGGGGGCAACAAGAGCACUGGGGGGUAUCAUGGCUUGCUGGUCGGGGCAACCGCCGGAAUGGUGGCGGCUGCAGGUUGCCGGCGAGGCGGCUGUGGUGGGCGGGAGCGGGUAAUGGCAGUGGCAGCCGCGAGAGCGAUGGAGGCAGAUGCGCUGGAAUGGGCCUCGGGCAGCGCUGGGCUGGGGGGUCCAAUAAACGCCGAGCCUGCAGGACCGCCGCCGGGCACCCUUCGGACUGGUGUCUGGCACUCGGGUCUUGGUUUGUUUGGGAGUGGAAGUGGACAACACUACACCCACCCGAGCAUUCUGCACGCCAGCGGCCAGCGGCGGCACGGGUGCUGCUGCCGGGGUCGCGCUGGGUUGCGAGGGGCGGCGUGGCAGGCCUGGGCUGUGUGCAGAUGCACGGCAGCGUUGGUUUUCACCCACGUUCGUGAGGUUGCAGGCUCCGAUGUGGGCUGGUCGUGUGGGCGUACCGGGUUGCCGCGCGGUGCCUUUCUAUUCUUUUUGCUAGCACCCGGCCAGAUGUUGUUUGUCAACCGAGUGUUUCAACGGGAUCGAAUGACAACAAGCAGGUUAGCCAUGUGCAUAGAUUGUGGGUGCGUGGGUGGGUGUCGGACAUUUGGCCGGAACGGCUCAGCGUUUUACACAUGGAACAGUCCAUGAGCGAAGUGAGCAAGUGACGUUAAAGGAAGCGCGUGGCAUACAAGUAUAAGUAUGGGACAUGGCCAGCGAGUAUCAAAGUAAGGAAAGGCACGGCGGCUGCAUACGUUGCCUGGAGCAUGUGCGUGUGUGUGUUUGCGUGCGUGUUACGGCCUGGCGUAUGCACAGCAUGUUAGAACCAAUGUCUUAUUCUUGGGUGGUACCGUCGUAUGUCGUUGGCAGGUGAAUGAAACAAAGGUCGUACCAACAGCUCUGGCAUGUACUGCAUGCACGUGCACUGGCAAAUCAGUCCGCCGUAAUGUUGCUCGGUUGCGUUCAGAGUGCGGAAAAUGGACAGACGUGGAGGGCAGGGACUUGGCGUUGCUGUCAUGUACGGUAGACCGGUAGCGGGGCGGUGGCGGCGCUAGAUGCAGGUCCGUGGCGGUGUCCAAGUACGAUGUAGGCAAAAUUGCAGCGUGGUAGCACUACCGUACGUGCGGAUACAUGGGACCAACCAGCGGCCCUGCAAGGCAUUGCACAGCAGCGUUCAUCCAAGAAACUUACGUGAACUGAACUUUUGCUACAGCUUCCGUGCGCAUGGGCACCGUGUGGUCUUUACCAUACUGACGCGGAGCGGGUUGUAUUCCUACCUAAAUCCAGGCACGCAUGAAGCAGAAUGUAAUAAGACCCGCCG